GCCCAGGAGCCUCGAUGGUGCUCUGCGGCCAGCGGUGCGCCACCGGGUGAGGCGCCCGCCCGUGGGAGCUGCAGGGGUGGCGGGGGCGAAGGUGGGGACCCGCGCGCAGAGGGCGGGCGCUGCUCGCUGCUCAAGGCGCCAGGCCCUGUCCCAGCCCGCGGCCGCCCUGCCACCCGCCCCGCGUCGCCUCCUGCGGGAGCUGGGGGCACCGGGCGGAGGCGCGCUGCUGGAGGCGGCUGGCUGGAUGCGGGACCUGCGCGGACUUGGCUGCGGACGGCGGCUCUGGACUCGCGGAAGCCGAGCGCGCUGGCAUGGCCUCCAACUUUAACGACAUAGUCAAGCAGGGCUACGUGAAAAUCCGCAGCAGGAAGCUGGGGAUUUUCAGACGAUGCUGGUUGGUUUUCAAAAAGGCUUCCAGUAAAGGACCCAGAAGGCUAGAAAAAUUUCCAGACGAAAAGGCAGCGUAUUUUAGAAACUUCCAUAAAGUAACGGAACUGCACAACAUCAAAAAUAUAACCAGACUGCCUCGAGAGACAAAGAAGCAUGCGGUGGCAAUUAUCUUUCAUGAUGAAACCUCCAAGACAUUUGCCUGCGAGUCAGAGCUGGAGGCCGAGGAGUGGUGCAAGCAUCUCUGUAUGGAGUGUCUGGGGACCAGGCUGAAUGACAUCAGCCUUGGGGAACCUGACCUUCUGGCAGCAGGAGUGCAACGAGAGCAGAAUGAGCGGUUCAAUGUGUAUCUGAUGCCUACACCAAAUCUGGAUAUUUACGGCGAAUGCACAAUGCAGAUCACUCAUGAGAAUAUCUAUCUCUGGGAUAUCCACAAUGCCAAGGUCAAACUGGUGAUGUGGCCUCUCAGCUCCUUGAGGAGAUACGGGCGGGACUCCACGUGGUUCACCUUUGAGUCAGGAAGAAUGUGUGACACGGGGGAAGGACUAUUCACUUUUCAAACAAGGGAAGGAGAAAUGAUCUAUCAGAAGGUGCAUUCUGCGACACUGGCCAUAGCUGAGCAACAUGAAAGAUUAAUGCUAGAAAUGGAGCAGAAGGCCCGGCUUCAGACAAGCUUGACUGAACCAAUGACGUUAUCCAAAUCAAUAUCUCUUCCUCGUAGCGCGUACUGGCAUCACAUCACCCGUCAGAACAGCGUUGGUGAGAUCUACAGUUUGCAAGGUCAUGGGUUUGGUUCCUCAAAGAUGUCACGUGCACAGACCUUUCCCAGCUACGCCCCAGAGCAGAGCGAAGAGACUCAGCAGUCCUUGUCCCGGUCCAGCAGCUAUGGAUUCAGCUACAGCUCAAGCCUCAUCCAAUGACACACAGAGAACCACUGCUGACCAGAGAGACAGUCUGUCCCAGACCUGCUUGUGGGGUCAUUGUGCCCUCUGCCUCCUGGAAGACCAAUUGCAGUAGAAAUUGAAAUGGGUUGGGUCUAGCCCCCAUCCCAGAGGAAGGUUCAAAACUGGAGUUCUGCUUCCUUGAUUCCGUGGCUAAGUCCUUUAUUUAUUGAAUUUCUUGGGGGGGGGGGGGCGGCGGGAUAUCUGUGUUUAACAAAGAUAGAAUCCAAAUCAUAUGAACAGUCAUUUAAAUACAAUUCUUUGGGUCUGACAGUAGCAGCAGCCCGGGCACCAUGAGCAUUGCCCAACAGGGUUGUACCUGGUUGGUGUCCUCAUGGCUUAGUCCUCCCGUCUGAUGACAGGGCUGGUCCUUAGACAUAAAGGUCACCCACCACAAGCUGUGUGGCUUGGAAGGUUUUGACAGGGAUAAAUCCAAUAAGCUCCACAAAUGGCAUCAUAACUUGCCAUAUAAAUAAGCCCAGUGACAAUUGAGGGAACAGGAAAUUGAGAACACACGAUUAAGCAAGGCCUUGUAGCUCUGCGUGUGUGUGUGUGUGUGUGUGUGUGUGUGUGUGUGUGUGUGUGUGUGUGUGUAGACAAAUAGAGAUAUGGAUUUUGCUACAUCCAUCUAUAUUUAACAAGUAUUAUCAAAUGUGUGCUGAGGGUGACAGGUCAUGCUCACUUAAAUCGUAGAAAACUGUCAUUUGGUGCAUUAAAGUUAAAGAUUGUUAUGUUGAAUAGCUGUUUUUAAGACAGUGCUGUAAAAAAAAAUGCUUCUUAUUAGCGAAAGUAUUUAUAUAGUCAAGUCUGCUCCUAUGACAAGCCUGAGGUGUGAGAAGGAGGGAUGCUUUGGGAGCAAAAGAACCAGUCUAGCUGUCCUAUGCCUCACGUCACCGUGCUGUCUUUCUGGCUAGCAUUCCCUUGUUGGUGACAGUGUCUUUCUCCCUUUGGGUGUGAUCACCAGCCAGCUUCCAUCUCAUCUCAAGAAAAGGAACUCUAAAUGAGAACCUGUUUAAGAAAGUGAUUAAAAUACCUGUAAAAAGAACUGAUCUAUUUUGCAGUCAGGAGACCAACAGGCACAGGAUGGUAGAAGUCUGAAACCUCACACACUCUUCUCAGCAGCCAUCAGGGAUUCGCCUUUUACUGUAUGACCAGGACUCGCUGGGCUUGCCUUUCCUUUUACUGGGUCAGGGUUGGCUGGGACUAUGAGAAAAUGGAGUAAAUAUAAUUUUGUUCAUCCUUCACACUAAUGAUGAAGGUUUGAAAGGAGCUGGUGAUUUCCAUGUGGACUGAGGAAAUUUGGCUAAUUCAGGUCAACAUAGAUCGUUUUGCUCUCAGUUUUGGCAUUCAGUUGAAUGAAAAUAAAGAUGAACCUGCCUGAUUAUCUGAUGCCACGUGCUUAAGAUGGCCAGCUCACAAAUCCCCUAAGAGGAAUAGAAAUAGCAGGGAGCCCAGGCCAUGUAAGAUGAACACCAGAUUUUUCUUUGUUAAUAGCAAAAUAUUUUAAACUAUCAAAGUUAGUCUGUUGAAAGGGUACCUGUUUUGCUGAUUAGAGAUAAGGUUUAUUCUUCAUCCCUAUCCAUUCCUUUCAGAGGAUUACUGCAACAUUAAAUGGUUCUGGGUCCCUCCUUGAUCAAUUCACAUUUAUAGCAACCACCUAGACUCUCCGCAACCCUCAGAUAAAUGUGAAAACCCCAUCAAGAUGCUAAUCAUAAGAGUUAAUGUGGCUGUGAAAAAUAAUUAUCCUAAGCUUUCAGGAAUAAAAAGAAAAUUGCUCAAAUGCUCUGCACUGUGAAUUUUGCUGACACAUCAGAAGAGCAGGUGACUGGUUCCUGACAAUGACAGAGCCUUUCCUGAAGUUUCAGCUUUCAGAGUUAGGCACCUCUAAAUUCCUUCAGCACAGGGCAUUUGCUUUUGAAAUGCCAUUAGCUGAACUCACCAGAGCAACUCCCAGCUGAGACCAUUUGAGCACAGCUCCUAGUGGGGUCCCACUCGGAGCAAGACUCACUCAGUCGAGCUGUUGCUUAGAGACCACAAGGGACUUAAUGGGGAAAAGCCCCCAAAGGUCCUGGUUCAUGUCUCAGUUUUAUUAAUGUGCCCGGAGCACAGACACCGAGUCCAGGGAGGUGGAAUCUGCUAAUAAGAUGAGUUGCUCUUGUGUCUACUGGGUGGGAGACAUAAUACCUGCAUGAAGUUACUCAAAAACACUGUUUUCUUAUGAUCAUUCCCAGUGAGCAUAACUGACAGGGUACCAGAGAUCAGGCAAAACCUUGGGCCAGUUCAUUCUGAAAAUCAUGUUAUAAAAAGAGUCUGUGAGAUAGAACUUUCCUUCCCAUGUCUUUAUCCAAUCUCAUCGCAAUGAGAAUAAGGCCAUAAAAUAUCUCCUGGGACAUUUUUGGAGAUGUAUUCUCUCCUCUAACUAUGCUUCCAAUUGUAGCUAAGUCAAAACGACUAAAUGAACAGAUAGGAGAAUUUAUAUUAACCUAACAUACUUGACAUAAGGCAGUGCGCAUUGCAAUAAAAAUGACAAGCUGAUAAAUCUUCUACAAAAACCAAAGAUGAAGAGUUACUGAACCCGUCUUCUGGAACUUCAUGAAAUCAAUUCCACUGGAGCAACUAGAGUGGUCAUAGGCAUGUAUUCAACUCACUUGAGCUUAUAGGUUUUGACUGAAGAUGCCUCUACACUUCACAAGUCAUUUUUUCUCCCUCCAGAAAUUGUAUUAUACCUUUAACAUACAUGUGACUUUUUCAUUGUGAGGGAGUGACUUGCUAUGAACCAAAGACAUCUUUUGGCCCCUUCCAAAAGUGACUCCGCUGGGACUUCUCCAGAUGGGGAAGGUGAAUGAAGAGGGGCACAGUUUCCAUAUCGGGUGGGAAGAGAGUGAUGAUGACAGAACCCAACAUAAGUCCUAAAGGUUCGUCUGAGAGCAGAGAAAGCCUGGGGGACAUACACAUUUCACAGAUUAUGUGAGGGGAUUCAUUUUUUAUGUCCCCAGUUUUUUCUUCCGAUAAUAUUAAUUGUUGUACACGUGACAUUAUAUUUAAAAUGCAUAAAAGUACAAAAUAACUUUAACCCAAUAGCUCACUAUUCUGAUGGGGGCAAAAGAAAACACAAUUUUUUUUUUUAUUCCUUGAAUGAAUAGUAGGCUCUCAGAACUAAUUUAUUUAUGCAGGUUGCAAAUAUUUAUAACUCAAUAGGUUCUGGCCACUGCCACAAUUUGAACUUAAUGAAAUAAGAAAUAUAUAUUUACUUAUUUAUUAGGGAAGAUACUGUUUGAUAGAGCAUGUGAAAUAAAGUGAAAUGUAUUUAUUAAAAGUAAACCUCCCCCUUUUCACCAAGUAGUAACUAGAGUACUAGUCCUAACAUCUUGUACAAGUUUUCUCUGUCUUCAUUGGGCAAUAAUGUUUCAAAAUUAUUUAUCACCUAUAAAAUUGUCAACCAGUUAUACUUUCUGUCCAAUAUAGAAACAGUGAACUGAUAAAUAACUUCACACUGUUAGCAGUUUCUAUGGAUCCAAUUUAUUGCAUGUGCUAUCUUUGUAGUAAAUAUUAAAACACAUCCUGAAAAUUGAUGUCUGCCCCUCAUUCUUUGGCCAAUGUCUCAGAAAACUUUGUAAAAGAGCAUGAGUAUCCUAUUCUCUAGAUUAUUUGAGCCACUUCCUAAAAUGGACCAUUAGUGAUACAGUGAAAACAAGCUAAGCCAAUUAUAUUCUUAUGAAAAUAUUGUAGGCCAGUUUUGAUUAUUAUAACACAGCCCAAUAAAUAGGCAAUACACAUUCAAUGGGGCUGAGCCUAAAGACCUUUAACAUAUCAUGUUAUAACAAAUAUUAUGCUAGAAACUGCUCAAAGUGAAAAGUAUGCAUUUUUCUCCAAUUCUAUUAGCAUAUUAUGUCUGUCCGUAUCUUGCAAUUUCAAAUUACUAUACCAAUAAUUAACUAUACUUUACAAUCCCCAAACCUUGGUCUUCUCAAAAUAGAUAAAAAUCUGCCUACUGGACAUGCAUUAAUAAUUACAAUAAUAGGUGAUAUGCCACACAAAUGAAUUUCUAGCCCAUGAAAUUUAUGGAGUGCAAUUUCCAAUGGAGAGAGUUGAGAAGGAAAAUGGGAACUAGUCAGGGCAACAAUUUAGAUAAGAUUACAAAGACUCCAGUGAACUGUCUAGUCAUUAGACUCUAGUGUAACACUCAGAUUUACUUUCUUAACAUUCUAACCUCGGUGCCAUGUCCCAGACAUGGCCUUCUUUACUAGUUUCUCUGAGUACUAAGUAUGCAAGACAUCAGUUGUAUCAGUAUUGACAUUACCACACGAAGACAGCCUAUUACCAACAAGCGUGCUUCCUUUAGGAGAGUGAAAAUUGUUUAACACCAAAGAACAUGUAACAGGAUCCCCUUGGUCCAAUGUCUCUUCAGUGACUUGAGAGUCAUUCCUGUAGAGUCAACCUCAUUUGCAUGUCAAUGUGAAGACACGUUAUCAGUGAGACAGGCUGAGGGCUGAACAGGUCAGAAAAAAUGCACAGCCCGUGUGUGCGUUCUCUAUAAAUGUACCUGAAAGCUUAACCCACAUGUUCUACUACAAAUCCUUCCUUUCUUGUUGAAGCAUGUGAAUCUUUGUGGAUCAAGUUCUAUAAUUUAUUACAACUAGAUACGGCAUUAUAGUUUAUCGUCUCUCAUGGAAGUAUCAUGAGAUUUGGGGCACAUUUUCUAGAUAGGUGGAAUGCUAGUUAGCUCUGGAGAUGAGCGUGAAGAAUAAAACUCCUGUUUUUAUGUUCCCCUCGGGAGAAAACCAAAACCCAUAAAUGUUGUAAUUUAUUCACAGGCCAGAAACAGUCAGGAAUAGGGUCACCUAGCAGGCUCCCAGGAAUGUUUCCUUGGCUACAUCUCAACUCCCGGGGAUGCGUAGUAGGAGCUGAGAAAUGCCACAUGGCCUAUAAGUGAACAGGCCCUUGUACAUGUGUUUUCCCAAAUUUGUCAGAUGUUUCUAACUCUUCCUGGACUCAUCACCAACAAUAUCAAUUAUGGGGCAAUUAUUAGACCUGUAGGUCAUGGAUGAUUGGUAUAAGUAUUACUAUUCUUAUACUGUCAUCCAGUUCUUUGCUGGAAAUUUAGACUUACUUUCUCUAAAGUGAUGGUCAAACUAAAAAAAAAAAAAAAAAAAAAGGAAAAAUUAAGUGUCUAUGUUUUGUAUUCCUACUAAUUCAUUGCAUUGUCGCUGUGAUUAUUAUUUUGGGUAUUUUUAUUACUCUGUAGCACUUUGAUUUAAUUAUUUAUGGCAUUUGUCACAACUUUGUUAAAGAAUUGAUAAUAUCAGGGCUACAUAUUUUCAUGCGAGUUUCAAAAAGCUUCCAUUUUCAAUUGAAAUUUGGAGAAUUGUUUUUUAUGGGGGUUUUUUCUUUAAAAUACCUUACACAUCAAGCUUUUCCUCAAACCCUUACAUAGGCAAUUAUUUAAAUUAAUUGAAUUUUAGAUAAAUUAGAAAUAAGUUAAAAUUACUAAAUAAUAUGAAAGCCACUUUUUAUGUGAGAUUUUCAUACACUUUUCUUAGUUUAAAAUUUGAAUAUCUUGUAAACAUUUUAAAGAAGGGAAAAAUAUACUUAUAAUAGGAAUAUGUCAACUUCCUUCUAAUAAUUCCAUUUAAUUCAUUUUUAUUUUGCUUCACUUUCUAUGCCUGCUACCUUAGUCCAUAUUCCAUAUUCUGAACUUAUUUUAUUAGUUGAUACAAUUAACUUUCUCAAUCUGAUCUCUGUUUUUAUUUUACAAUUUUAAACUUAAGAGAACAUUAAAUUAACCCAUUUUGUAGACACAGAAUUGUGCCCCAAAUGAAGCAAGGUCUCCACCCUGACCCUGCAGCUGUGCUCACCUCAGAAUCUGAUUGCUGUCCUUAUUCACCCAAGUGACCCACAGCCUCAUAAGACUUGCUUAUUUUAAGGAAUCCAAAAUGUAAAGCCCCAAAUUCAGGAAAAGAAGGUUGAGAUAAUGGCUUAACUUUUUAAAGGUUUUCUCUCAAAGAAAACCUUGUGAAAGGGUUUUUAUGUUGUUUUCAAAUAUCAUUAACUCCUUGACAGAGGGGUUGAAAGGCAGGGAAAGAUGGAGAAUUAAAUGAUUGUAGUAUCUUGUUAUUCAAUAUAAAUCAGAAAUGAACAUGAUAUGGGUUCAUAUGAAAUCAUUUGAUUAAUGGAAUUCAGAUUUACAUGUCUAUUGCAUAAUUCAAGGCACAAUGCCUAUCUUUAUCGAAAAAUAUAUGUCAGUGAGUGGAGUGGAGAAAAAGAAGCUCCCAAUUUUUAUGAAGACCUGAAAUGGAGAAUAGAGAUUCUUUCAAGUUCUAAGACACCGUGUUAUUGUAGUGAUAGCCAGCAGUGUAUAAAUCACAGCAACACAUAAGUCUACACCCUCACAACGAAUGCGUUGAAAGCCAGUAUCAUCUUGGCUGCAGACGACAGAAUACCUCGCCUAGCACCAUCUUUACACAAACCCUAGCACACUCAUGCACACAGACACAUGUUUUACUUUGACCUGCUUUGUAUAUGCCCCUAUACUUAUCUUUUGGGAUCCACACAGAAAUAUCCCAUCUUGCAAAAUCCUUAUCCAUAUGAAUCUUCAAAAUGUAUUAAAUUAUGUGUUGUAUGUUUGUUUUCCUGUAAAUUCUUUUAAAUCAUUUUAUAUAUACUUUGUGAAGUCCUAUACUGUAUUUUAUAGAGGGAUAUCAUUUGUCCUUCAUUAAAUAGAAUGUUUAUGAUCAUUUUGAUAAAAAUAACUGUGGACACUACACCUUUGUCAAGAAGCAAAAUACCCAUUACAAAUUUGCUUCUUUUCCAAAAUAUAUGAUUUGAUAUACUUCCUUUUCAAUAAUAAUUGAUUCCAGAUAAUAGUUUGGGGACAUCUGUACUUAAAUACUAGCUGAGCCACCUUUUGCAAUGGAAUGCAAAGGAAUACUGUCCCUGGAAACUAAAUGUAAAUUUUUUGGCAGGACAGAAAAUAUUAUUAUAAUGAGGCAAUAAUUAAAUUAUUUUUAAAUCUUUCUGUGUGACUUUUCCCCUUGGUAAAAAUAGUGCAUAGUUCAAGAAUUACCUACCCUCUUCUAAAUUUCUAGUUUCUAUAUUACAGUCCUCAGUAGAUAAACUAUUGUUAUUAAUGUCUUACAACCAUAAGAAAUUCACAAAUGAGAUUGCUACCGGGAGAAUCAGUUAUAGUUGUGCAAUAUUAAAAUUUCCUCCAUAACCUAAAAAAAGCUAAAGCAGUCCAAAAAUACUGCUUUCCACCACAAGUUUGCAUGGUUGAGAUUUGAACAUCAAAAUUGCUGGGUUUUACCCAAGAGUUACUAUUGUUAACACUGUAAUAUUAUAUGAUCUCCUUACAUUUUUGUUUUCAUGUGAUGAACUUUAACUGUAAUUAAACAGAAUUCUGACAAUCAUAUUCUUCAAACCUUUAAAAUGUCACUUAUUCCUUUAUUUAUUGGCUUGCUAUUUUCAAAAUAAAAUAAAAGAGGCCCUUUAUUAAA
Myotis daubentonii (Daubenton's bat) is the source of this 8821-nucleotide messenger RNA. It is a transcript of the gene DOK6, whose product is annotated as docking protein 6. Gene Ontology annotation, cellular component: cytoplasm. Gene Ontology annotation, biological process: cell surface receptor protein tyrosine kinase signaling pathway. The record is from RefSeq and is a predicted model, not a curated record. NCBI's taxonomy places the organism in Eukaryota, Metazoa, Chordata, Mammalia, Chiroptera, Vespertilionidae.